Molecule: messenger RNA, 2113 nt
Organism: Sipha flava (yellow sugarcane aphid)
Lineage: Eukaryota; Metazoa; Arthropoda; Insecta; Hemiptera; Aphididae
Product: arylsulfatase B-like
Exons: 8
Coding region: 348-2033 (561 amino acids)
Source: RefSeq, a predicted model, not a curated record
AUACUCUUGAAGAUAUUAUUUCGCCAUAAGACGUUCAUAGUCCGAGUGUUAACGUAUUCUCUUAUUGUUAUAUAUUUUUCCUAUUUCGUCAUUGGAGUAUUGUGAGUCGUAUAAACAGUAGUUUAUUAUAGACACGCGCGGUCAAGGUGUCAAGUCACCAAUAUUUCUGUAUGCUCCUUAUAAUAUUUCCCAGUUCGUAUUAUGUUUUAUUACGUUCAUAAAGUCUAGUACAAUUUCUUGAGCAUUCACAAUGCAUAAAUAAUAACUAUCUCAAAACCGUGUCGUUCGAAAAAUACAUUUAGUUUUGACAUUAAAUACUAUUGAUUUUUAUCUAUAAUUUUUUCCACAUGUGUCGAGAACGUUUAGUGAAUAUGUUGUGUUUUUCGCAUUACGUUUUUGUGUCGUGUCUAGUGGUAAUGUACCGCAGUUAUGGAGCAUUAGCAACGAACACAAGUCCUCACAUUAUCUUCGUAUUGGCCGAUGACUUAGGUUGGAAUGAUGUCAGUUUUCAUGGUUCGGACCAAAUAAUCACUCCCAAUAUUGAUGCUUUGGCUUACGACGGAAUAAUAUUAAAUAACCAUUACAGUGAAUCGCUCUGUACGCCGUCUCGUUCAGCAUUGCUCACCGGAAAAUAUCCUAUUCAUACAGGGACUCAACAUAAUGUGAUUUUAGAGCCGGAACCUUGGGGAUUACCGCUAAAUGAAACAUUGCUUCCUGAGUACUUAAAUAAAUUAGGUUAUGUAUCUCACGCAGUAGGAAAAUGGCAUUUGGGAUAUUUCAAAAAAUUGUAUACACCAACCUAUCGCGGUUUUAAAAGCUUUUAUGGAUUUUGGAAUGGCUAUCAAGAUUAUUAUUCACAUAUGGUCCAAGCUACAUUUGCUUCUUAUGAAGGUUUUGAUAUGAGACGUAAUUUAAAUCCUGAUUGGUCAAGUUAUGGCAAAUAUUCCACUCAUAUAUUUACCGAGGAAGCAACUGAUAUCAUAUUGAAACACAAUAAUUCGGUGCCCUUAUUUUUGUACCUUGCCCACCUAGCUCCUCAUGCAGGAACUUAUGAAAAUCCGUUACAAGCACCUCAAGAAGACAUUAAUAAGUUUAAGUCAAUUACAGACAAGAACCGUCAAAAAUAUGCUGGAAUGAUAAAAAAUUUAGACGAUUCAGUAGCAGAAAUUUUUAAGGCAUUACAUAUCAAUAAUAUGCUGAAUAAUACAAUUUUUGUGUUUAUAUCCGACAAUGGUGCACCUACUAAUGGUAUUCAUAAAAACCAUGGUUCUAAUUGGCCUUUAAAAGGAGAAAAAGCUACUCCCUGGGAAGGAGGUAUUCGGACAGCAGCAUUCGUGUGGAGUAAAUUACUACCGAAAAGAAAAAAUAUUCCAGAUCAGUUAAUGCAUAUUUCCGAUUGGUUACCAACAUUAUACCAAGCAGCAGGUGGAAAUGUUGAUGAUCUUGGUACUAUUGAUGGCAUUAGUAUGUGGAAAUCAUUUUUAAAAAACAAAGAAUCUCCCAGAAAACAAGUAUUACACAAUAUAGAUGACUUAACUGGUUAUGCCGCAAUCAGAGAUACACAUUUUAAGUACGUUAAUGGGAGUACAUUCUUGGGUUAUCUCGAUUACUGGUCAGGAUUAUUACCACCAAGUGUACCUCGGUAUGAUGUGGAUGCUGUAUUGAAUAGUACUGCUGCUAAAAUACUAUCUCAACUAAAUGACGAUAGAUUAACAUCAAGUUUAAUCAUGUCACUUCGUAAUAAUUCGACAGUGAAGUGUAAUUUUGAUAAAAAUACGAUACCAUGCGAAUCAUUCAAGAAACCAUGUUUAUUUCACAUUGUGAAAGAUCCUUGUGAACAGGUCAAUUUGAAUUACAAACCAAGCAGUAAAAUGAAACAAUUUGUAGAAAUUAAAAUAGAGUACUUCGAAAGGUUGUUAAAAAAAUUCAAAGAAUCUGCAUCAAAACCAUUGAAUAAGAGGGGUACCAAAGAUGCAAAUCCUUCUUUAUUUAACAACACUUGGACUAACUGGGAAGAUUACAUCAGUGCUUGAGUUACUUGACUAAAUAUGUUUAUACUUAAAUUAGAUUUAAAUUUCUCAAAGUAAAAGUAUCAUAAUCAUUAAUUUAUUCU